GAUCAUCGUGGGCAUCUUCAACGAGUGUUGGAGAUGCUUCGCCGCGCCAAGUACAAGGCCAAUCGCGACAAGUGCGAAUUUGUCCGGCAAGAGCUGGAAUACUUGGGCCAUUUUGUCACACCGGAAGGCAUCAGUCCGCUAUCGGACAAGAUUCAAGCCAUCCAAGAGUGGUCGGAGCCUCAGAACAUCACGGAUGUUCGUUCGUUCCUUGGCCUCACCGGCUACUACCAGCGUUUUAUUAAAGGCUACUCGAAGAUCACGACCCACUUUACCGAGCUUCAAUGCGAGGAUCGGCCGUUUGACUUCGGAGAGGAGGCACGAGAAUCAUUUUUGGCUCUCAAAGCCGUGCUAUUAUCAGCAGAGGUCUUGCGCAUAUACGACCCAUUUUUGCCUACGCGCGUCACUACGGAUGAGUGCGGCUAUGGCAUUGGUGUCGUCCUCGAGCAACAUGAUGGUGUGGACUGGCACCCGGUCGAAUACUUCAGCAAGAAAGUGUCUGUCGUGCAUUCCAUUGACGAUGCACGCAAGAAGGAGCUCCUCGCCUUCGUCCACGCGCUCAAGCGGUGGCGGCACUUCCUCCUUGGUCGAAGCCAAUUUCGAUGGGUAACGGACAACAAUCCGUUGGUCUUCUAUAAGACCCAAGACACCGUCAACAGCACCAUCGCUCGAUGGAUGGUUUUCAUCGACCAGUUCGACUUCUUUCCCGAUCACAUUCCCGGGAAGUCGAACCGUUUUGCGGAUGCUCUUUCACGGCGUCCGGAUCACGACGACCUGCGGAACAGCUUCAUCCGCGGUUACCAAGCCGACCCCGAGUUUCGCGACAAGUACGCGAAUUGCUCCUCUCCUAAUCCAGCGCCUUCUCACUACCGGAUCCAAGAGGGGUACUUGCUUGUCCACACGCGGGGGAAGGACCUUCUUUGCGUACCUAGUGAUCCUCACUUGCGUACACUGCUUCUUGGCGAGUUCCACGAUGCUCCCGCCAUCGGACACUUUGGAGUCAAUCGCACGAUUGGCCGACUUCGUGAGCGAUUUUGGUGGCCCGGCCUUCUUCGCGACGUCACUCACUAUUGCGAGUCAUGCGAGGUUUGCCGACGCUGCAAACCCCGCAAUCAUUGUCCGUACGGCGAGUUACGACCAUUACCGGUCCCGUUGAGGCGAAGGGAAGCGAUUGCCAUGGACAUUACCGGCCCGUUCCCCAAGCACAAGACCGGCGUGGAUAGGAUUCUCACGGUGGUCGACCGACUCACCAAGUUUGCCAUGUUUUUGCCUUGACGCUAUCUCUACGCCGGUUGGAUUCGAACCAAGGGUUACCCCAAGGAAAUCGU
Molecule: messenger RNA, 1325 nt
Organism: Chara braunii
Lineage: Eukaryota; Viridiplantae; Streptophyta; Charophyceae; Charales; Characeae
Source: the annotation of a GenBank genome assembly